Molecule: messenger RNA, 2706 nt
Organism: Paramacrobiotus metropolitanus
Lineage: Eukaryota; Metazoa; Tardigrada; Eutardigrada; Parachela; Macrobiotidae
Product: rhophilin-2-like
Exons: 18
Coding region: 532-2382 (616 amino acids)
Biological process (GO): negative regulation of stress fiber assembly; signal transduction
Molecular function (GO): protein binding
Source: RefSeq, a predicted model, not a curated record
CCAACACCAACUGCACCACCUGCGUGCGUGCAUGUUUUGCCAAAACGCCAGUAAUAAUAAUUGCAUCUGGAACCAGGAACCAGAUAGCAUUACGCCGCUGUCAUAAUAUAGCUUUACUUGUUUUGUUAUUUUUGUAGUAAUUACCUAUCAUUUUAUCAGUAAUAGUCAUGAAUUAUUAUCAAAACUGAGGAUUCCUGCCAAACACAGCGCCGGUUGUUAAGGUUCUGGAAAGAUUUCAACAUUUUUCACAAGUGACAAGUCACAAGGAUUAAUUAAUUCCUAGAACGUGACUGUUACCCAUUCGGAUGUGAGCGUGAGAUGGAUAUGCUCCCGAUCCGAUCAUGACCGUAUCAACAUCCGCUGCCUGAAUAGCCGGGAUUGUGAUCCGCAAGCCCCGCGGGCUACUGUUGUGUGAGUUGGGUGUCUUGAAUCAGAGAGGCUGAUCCGUAAUUACAUUAGCCGCGCGCUGUAUGUUGCAAUUGCGGGAUUAAGUGGUCUGGCCUGCACUGACUGUGCUUAUCAUCGCUAAUCAUGGCUGUCAAUGGAAUUAGCCAUAAUGGAGAGCAGCAUUCCCAUUCCGACGAAGAAGGCAGCAGUACGGGAUUCCACAGUCCCGGCAGCCGUGACUCGUUUUCCCGAAGAGGAAGCAAUCGCAACUGGGCGGAAACUGGUCGUACAAAACUGCAAAAGGAGCGCCAGCGAAUAAACCAUCAAAUUAACAAAGAAAUUCAAAUUCGCGCCGGCGCCGAGCGUUUAUUCCGUGCGACGAACAACCGUAAACAACAUGAAAAGAUCGCCGCUGAACUAUCGGUGGUCAAUGCCAAUUUGCAGCUGCUCAGCGAGGAGAUGGCCGAACUCAACACUUCAGUGCAUGUCUAUCAAGAAGAGACAGGCGACUUGGUGCCAUUGAUUCCACUGGGCUUGAAAGAAACAGUUGAUCUUGACUUUUCCGAUUCUCUGACUGAAUUUUUGGUUAGUCAUUAUCAUGUGACCGAUUUGGAGGAAUAUGACCGAGCCAUUGGAAUAUUUAUGUCCCUUCGCAAUGCUUGUCGCAGUCCAUCCCGAGAUGAGAAUGGAAUCUCCCUUCUUCUGGAAUAUGUACAUACCUUAAGUUUAAUUGAGCGGCGUUUCUUCACACCUGUCACGGGCAUUAAAUUCCAGUGGUAUGAUUCGCUAAUUGGAAUUCCCUGCAUACAAAAGUCGGUGGCUUUUGAAAAAGCCAGCACACUUUUCAACAUGGGCUCGUUGUAUACACAAAUCGGUGCUCGACAACGCGCGAAAUCAAUGGAAGGUCUCUCUUCCGCAUCGGCAGCCUUUCAGAAAGCGGCUGGGAUCUUCCAGUUUAUUGCCAACAGUUUUAAUAAUGCUCCCAGCAUGGAUCUCAAACCGGAAACACUGCGCAUGCUGGUCAGCUUAAUGCUGGUUCAGAGUCAAGAGUGUCUGUAUGAUUUGUCGUUGUUGUCGGACCGAAAUGGACACUUAAUCCACGCUCAAGAAGCCGCACAGGUUUCGAAAGGUUUCACAGUCGUGCACGAUGCCAUCUCUGCCGCCCCUGUUAAACAGUAUGUACCAUAUUCCUGGAUUUCUAUGGUGCUGGUUAAAGUGGAAUUCUACAAAGCCAAAUCCCAUUUUCAUACGGGUCUGGCACUGGCCGAUUACAAUAUAUCUCUAGCCAAAAUUGCGGAUAUUCUGGAAGUUGGGGUUUUGGCUGAAUCGUUUGGGAAAGAAAAUCGGAAAAAUCUGGCACGUAAUCACGUUCGACAAGCCACCCUGUUGUUUGAGGAGUGUAUACGAAUUCACAGGAUGUGCCGGCUGUUGAGAAAGGUGGACAUGCUGCUCUCCGUGUUGAGAAAUGCACAUGAUAGAAGUCUGGAACUGUACCAAAGGCUGGAAGAUGAAGAGAACUUCGCACCAGCUAGCACUCCACCAGGAAUUUUAGCUAAAGCACAGAAGAUUUCUGAACCGAUCGCUCCAAAUUUCACUCAAGUCAGGGUGAAGGAUCCCUUCCGUGAUCUGGGUCCUCUUCACGUAUUUAACGCUUCCAACGAAUGGUCUAAGCCAAAACUGAUCCACAUGAUUAAAUCUGGUGCGGUGGAUUCCUACGGAUUCAGCGUGCGGGGUAGUUCACCCGUCUCGGUAACGGAAGUUGAAUCGGGAAGCAUUGCUGAGGAAAAUGGUUUGAAGAAAGGCGAUAUAAUAACGAAACUUCAUGAUGAAAACGUUACCUGGGAGAUCCACGAAAAAUUGGUGGAGAAGAUGCGCCAACAUCCAGAAGAACUGAUUUUGACUGUGGUCACACCAUUCGCAUUGGCCCCGGGACAGACCAUUAACAGACAUGAGGUGAGCAAAAUCAAAAUGAAUGGCCACGCCAAGAAGAAAUGACGCCAUGCACAAACGGGAACGGCUGGCUAAUGAAUCCUGCCAGAUUUUUGGGAUGUUAUUGUUGUGAUAAUUUGGAGCCUUCUUCUUAGUGGUUUUGCUUUGAACUUUUAUAAUGUUCAGAUUUUUGAAAGGUUUUAGUGUAUCUGUUCGGAUGUUAUCGGGCAAAAUGUUCUUGUAAUAUAUUUUUGUAUACGUUUCUGCUACAAGAGAGAUUGGGUUUCCUCUUUGCAAAUUUUGCCCAAGUUGGUAGAAUGAGCGCAGCCUGCAAUUGGCAUUGUGAUAAAAAACACACCGAAUUCAGUUUUGAGUUUUUGUGCAUCUCCC